Messenger RNA from Populus trichocarpa (black cottonwood), 1044 nucleotides. Its product is annotated as fasciclin-like arabinogalactan protein 3. The record is from RefSeq and is a predicted model, not a curated record. The coding region runs from base 1 to 1044 and encodes 347 amino acids. Gene Ontology annotation, cellular component: plasma membrane. The transcript has a single exon. Lineage: Eukaryota; Viridiplantae; Streptophyta; Magnoliopsida; Malpighiales; Salicaceae.
AUGAAUAGCCCAGCCACUCAUUUCUGGUCAACAUCUCUACAUGCAUAUAAAGGCCUCUGCAUUAUCAGCUUUGAAUUCAAACACAAGGGAAGUGAUAAUAAUAAGGAAGGCUUUGGCUUCAUCUUUUUGGCAAAGAUGGAUUCCAAGGCUUCUUCUCUCCUCUUCAUUGCAUUCUUGUGCUUAAUCUCAACUUCCACAGCCUUCAACAGCACCAAGAUCCUUGCACAGUACCCUGAGUUUGCUAACUUUAAUGAUCUCCUCAGCCAGAGCGGGCUCGCCCAGGAAAUGAACAGCCGCCAAACCAUCACUGUCCUUGUGCUUGAUAACGGAUCAAUCGAUGGACUCUCUGGCAGACCCUUAGACAUUGCAAAGAGGAUCUUGAGUGCACAUGUAAUCCUUGAUUACUAUGAUCAAAUAAAGCUUUCGAAACUUCAAAAGGCCAGCACUAUCGUUACCACCUUGUACCAAGCUAGUGGUGUUGCAGAUAAUCGACAAGGUUUCCUGAAUAUUAGCAGAACUGCUGAGGGAAUCAAAUUCGGUUCAGCAAUGAAAGGUGCUCCUCUCGUUGCAUCACUUGUGAAAUCCAUCUACUCGCAGCCUUACAACAUCUCGGUGCUACAAGUCAGCGAACCUAUUGAGACUCCAGGGAUUGAGAACAUGGCUCCACCACCACCACCUGGUACUGCUGCCGUUCCCAAGAAGGCACCUGCUCCAGCUCCAAGCACUAAAACGCCACCAGCUGCACCUCCAACUGCCAAGACUCCAGCCAAAUCCCCUGCCAAAUCUCCUUCCAAGGCUCCUGCACCAUCCAAGGAGGGACCAUCUACACCAACUAAAGCACCAGCCGAGGGGCCAGUGGCUGCUGAUGGGCCAGUGGCUGCUGGUGGCCCAGUAGCUGAUGUGCCCGCAGAGUCCCCAGAGGCUGAUACAGAAGUGGCUGAGGAAGCACCAGCUGUAGCACCUGCAAAAGCUGCUUCUUCACGUAUGCAUGUUGCUGGUGCAACCGUGGUUAUCGGAUUGUUUGCCUGCAUAAUGGGUUUUUAA